Diabrotica balteata is the source of this 4591-nucleotide messenger RNA. NCBI's taxonomy places the organism in Eukaryota, Metazoa, Arthropoda, Insecta, Coleoptera, Chrysomelidae. The record is from the annotation of a GenBank genome assembly.
GUGUGCUGCCUGCGAGUAAAUCAUAAUGGCGGUGGUCUAAUAUGGCCGUUCAUACUUUUUUACGAAAAUAAUUGUUUGGUAUAUAUUGGCGAAAUAGUUGAUAUUCUUAAUUAAAUAUUGCGCUUUAUAUGGUCUACAUUGUGUUGGUAACAAUAGAAAGACAGUAUUGAUGUAUUCCCGUCGUAUGAUCAUAAAAUUGUGAAAGUUUAGCGGCUAUCCCAGAAAAAUGGAGUCUAGUAUUACCCAAGGAUAUGAAAAUGCGGGAAAUGUUUCUGAUGUAAAUAAACAGAUAUCUUAUGAAGAUAAUACCGUAGCUUACGGUCAGGAGAAUUUUCCUGUUGGAUCCCAAAUAGUAUCACAAGGAUUUCAUGUAGAAGGUGAUCCCUACACUGCUUCACAUGACUCUACAGUCUACAACCCAAAUGAUUCUAUCCAGCAGAUGGAAUUUGAUCAGCAAGAUCAGAAUCUUCCCCAUGAGACAUACUACACCUCCCAAGAAACCCAGUUGCAAGAAUCAUCUAUUCCAGAGCAGCCUUUGGUACAAGAGUCUGCUCUGGUGAAUGCAAAGAAAUCUGAUGAGAUAUCCAAUAGUGAAGUGACCAAUGAAAUGAUUACAGAAAUAAUUGAGAAUAAAGAAGAAACAAUUGAUAAUGAAACCAAUAAUGGUAAUGUAAACAAUAUUGAAACAAAGAAUAAUGAAAACAUAGAGAAUGUAGUUGUGGAGGACAAAGAUGUAGUUGAAGCAGAAACGAUAGUACAACAAAAUAUUGAUAAUGAUGAGGAGGAAUCAGCUAGUUCAAAAGUUGAAGAUUCAGUUAAGAGUGAAGAAAUAUCAGAACAAUCUCCAAAUGAUUCUACACCAGUUUCUGAAGAUAUUCUAAAUCAGAGUUCUGUAACUAACAUAACUGAAAGUGUUACUUUAACAGAUACUCCUGAUGAUAGUUUAGUACCUACUGAAGACCUUGGUGAAAAUAUUGCAAAGGUUAGUGUAGAAAAUAAAGUUCUGGAAGAAUCUGUCGAGAGUGAGGAGGGGAUAGUAGAUAUAUCUCUACAAGUAUCAGAUAAUAGUGUGAAUCUAGAAACUGUAGAAGAAUCUAUAGGUGAUAUUGUACCAGAAGCCCCUGAGAUAGACCUUCCUAUAGAGGGUGAUCUGAUUGAGUUACAGAAUUAUGAAGUGGAGAACAAUCAACAAGUCCAAGAUCAGUAUAUAUUUACAGAAGAAUCUACUUCUGUGCCAUCUAUUUCUUCAGAAGGAAUUUCAGCAAGCCAGACAGAAUAUGGGACAACUACAAAUUCAGAUAAACCUAUUAAACAAAGGAAGUUUCGUAAACCUAUACAUGACUUACCUAUGCAUUUGAUAGGGCAUGAUAUAAGUAAACCAGUUGAGGUUGUCAUAAAUGGAAGGUCUUUACCAAAACCUAGGCUUGGUGUUAAGGUUCCGUAUCUCAACUUGACUAGUCAGAUAGUAUCCAAGGCUGAGCUGGAAGAAGAGAUUCUUGAAAGAUCCAGACAAAAAGAGGCUAAUUCAAUAAAGACCAGAAAUAAGUUUGCUAGAAGUUUGACUCAAAGAUUGGCAAAUAAAAUAGCACCGGAAAAGACUGCAUCAGGGAAAAAGCUUAAGCAAGAACCAGAACAGGAUGAGCAGUCAGAGAAUGAAGACGAUCCUCUAUCUCCAAAACAUGAACAAAAUCAAGUACCUGCUGUGGAUGAUUCGAAAAUAGAAAAUGAUGACGAUUUGCUAGCUAUUCUAGAGGGUGAUGGGGAUGGAGAAGAUAUUCCAGUGGCCCCAAAAGAAAGUCAAGAGAGUCAAGUUGAUGACAGCAACUUAAAACUUUUGGAACGGGAAAUAGCUCUUCAACAACUACAGGAGCUGCCCCAUCAGGAGCCUACAGAAAAGGUAGUUAGGCCAAGAUUCUCAAGAUCUGCACCUGCAUUGAUAAAGAAGGAAUAUAAAGAGGAACAAGCCAAACCUAAACCAUCUAGCCCAUCAAAACCAACCUCGAAAUCUGCGCAACAACCAAAACAGGCAGAAAAUCAACAUAAAGAGGAGCAACAAUCAAAAUCUAAAACACAGUCUAUCAAAAAGUUGUCGCCUGCAAUUGACUUAAACGUGACAAAAGAAAAGAAACUUGUGGAUAUUGAACCUGAUCCGACAGAAAAGAAUCUUGUGGAGAUCGAACCUCAGGUUAAAGUCAACAUGGUACUGAAGACUUAUUCUAGGAAGAGGAAGCCCUCUGAUAUUCACGAAUUCGAAACGCCAUCCCCAAAGCGAUCUGCUUUUGAAGACCCAGACGCAAACCAAAUUUACGAAAAAGGUGAUCCUCUCGCACUCCCUUCAGAUGUUUAUGUGACUAAAAGUUCUAGAGUCAUCAAAAAGAAGGUCAUUUGGGAUCCGGAUGAUGAGCAGACUUCCAAACCGUCAGUUAAAAUAGUUGACACCUCCAAAGUUUAUGGCGCCAAGGCCGAGAAGAGUGACAAAAAGCAAACAGGAACUCCCACUGUUGACAAAACUAAAUCGGAUCAGAAAACUACCCCCAAAUCGACUGAGAAGAAUACUACCGAGAAGAAUAUCGUCAAGAAAAGUAUUGUCAAACCAAAGACACCGCUGAAAUCCAAGAGAGGUUUAAGCGAAGUGGACAGACUGCUUAUGGACGAAGGAGCAGUGAAGAUGCUCUACGAUCUAAAAAGCGACGAAACACCAACGAAAAAAAAGAAAACCAUCUAUUCUGUGGAACGCGCCACGAAAGACAUCAUAAAAAAAGCGAAUGUUCUUAAAAAUGAUCUCGUCCAAAACACCGGUGGCGAUUCCCAGAAAACGUUGAGAAAGAAGGAAGCAUCAGGGUCAAAUACGUCCUCGCCCGUUGUUAAACCGCCACCCAUUCAAGAACCUAUACCCAUUACGGAGCGUAAGAUGUCAAAAGAUUCGACGAGAAGUUCUGUCCACACGCCACCCAGAUCGCCCACAUUUUUUGCUUCACAAACUUCGAUGUUGAUUCGGAGAAGGUCGAGCAGUUCUAUGUCAAGCGACUCUGAAAAUGACUCUCAGCAAUCUAAGACUAAAUCGAACAAAAAGUCAGAAUCUUCCAAAUCGAAGAAGCAAAAGAAAACCGCCAGUAACGAUAACAACAACUCCACACCGAAUAAAGACACUAAGAAUGUCAAGUCUUCGAAAGAGAUAAUCCCCAAAGCUGUCAAAGGAGUACAGUACAAAUCAUUCACUAUGAAGAAGUCUGGGAAGCAUAUUUCCAUAGAUUUGCAUUAUAUCGAUGAUGAGUGUCUGUUUACCAAUCAGGUUCUAGACGAGCUUACCACAGCUUUGAAGAGACUUGAAAAAGAUAAAGACUGCAAUGUUGUGUCCAUCACAUCUACCAGUAAAGCGUUUUGUCUAGGACUUGAUUACGCUUCCCUUGUUAAGGAAAACAAAAACGAUAGGGUCGAAAGGGCGACAUUGCUGGCUCAAAAUGUUAGGCAAUUUUUACUAUGUCUCUUGAACUUCCCCAAAGUUCUGGUGGCCGGUAUUCAAGGAGAAUGUACAGGAUUGGGAGUCACGAUGUUGUCUCUGUUUGACACAGUUAUAGCAAGCGAUACAGCUACCUUCAGGACGCCCUAUGCAAGUCUCGGAUGUUUAGGGGAAGCAACAUUUUUAUUGAUGUAUCCAAAUCUAAACAGUAACGGAUUGGCUGCUGAAUUGUUAUACGCCCAACAGGUCUUGAAAGCGGAUGAAGCGUUUAGACGUGGACUGAUCUCAAAGUUGUGCUGGCCUGAAAAAUACAAGGACACGUUAAAUAAUUUUUUGACUUCAGCCGCUAACGGAUCGAGACAGAGUCUGGAGGCGACUAAGAGAAGGCUUCGAGUCAACACAAGGGAUCAAAUAGAAGCAGCUAUCAACGACGAAGUCGAGAUCCUGAUCGAUCACUGGACGAGUCCGGAAUGCCAGGAAAACUUCUCCAAACUCAAAAAAUAAUUAGAGCCCCGUUUAUAUAUCAGAAUAUUUAAAUCGUGUGGUACAAAUGAUUUUAUUGAAUGUGAAAAUGGUUUUCCAAAAGAACUUUUCACGUUUCUAAAAAAUAUUUUUUAUAUUUUCAUAAAUUAGUUAGGUAAGACUUUAUUACAUCCUAUAUUUAGGAUUUUAUCUUUCUAGACGAUUUUGUAGGAUGUUCGUUUUGUUAGUUUAACAUAAAGAAAUUUAAAAAUUUCACAGACUGUUCGUUUAGCGCAGACGAGGAGUUCCCAAAGAUUGGUGCAAUUUUUGCCGUAUUUGUUCAUAUUGUGGACAAAACGAAACAUUCUGGAUACAUACAAUGUGUAUAAGAAAGUGAUGAACGAUUUAGAUUGUGUAAAUAGUCACAAUAAAAGUUAGAUAACAGAUAAUUAUAUUUAAGAUUAUAUAUUCGUUGUAAUACUUUUAAAUAAUUUCUAUAUACGGUACUGAGAGUUGAACAAAUAACUUAACACGACAUACUAACGUGAAUUAAGAAAGUAUGAGUUAGAAUUAUGACAGUGUUCACGUUAAUAUUUUAACCCCUUCCAUACGGUGAUGCACCCAUGGCUGUUCGCUACGUACGGUCACAGAAUAAUAAACAAUCAGAAU